AAUAAAUAUAGCAAAUUUUAGAACCACUGUCACUGAAUCAGGAUUUUUGUCCAUCCCUCGCCCUGUCACACUUCUUUGGCGUUUUGGCGCAUUUUGUGGUAGUGCUUGUGGUGAAAAAUAAAACCAACAAAAUUCGCAAUGUCGACGCUGGAUCUCUGCGAAAAGUACUUUGGGACGAAGGACGUGUACCAGCUUAUGAGCCUGGCCAAAGGCGCUGCUGAGAAGGAGGUAAAGAAGGCUUACCACAAGCUGUCCCUGCUGGUUCAUCCCGACCGAGUGCCGGAAGAGCAAAAAGAGGAGGCCACCGAGAAGUUCAAGGUGCUAUCGAAGCUCUACCAAGUGCUGACCGACUCGCAAAAGCGUGCCCUAUACGACGAGCAGGGCGUGAUCGAUGACGACGAUGAGGCGGAGUCCAAGCUGUCGUCGUGGUUGGACCUCUGGAGCAAGAUCUUCAAGCCCAUCUCCGAGGAGGACAUCAACAAUUACGAGAAGGAGUAUGUGGACUCCGAGCUGGAGCGGACGGACGUAAAGAAGGCGUACCUGGGCGGGAAGGGAUGCAUCAACUACCUCAUGAACCAUGUUCCCUUCAUGAAAGUGGAGGACGAGCCGCGCAUCCAGAAGAUCGUCGAAACGAUGAUUGCCAGUGGCGAGGUGCCCGAGUACAAGAUCUUCACCGAGGAGCCGGUCGCCAAGCGCAAGAAGCGACACCAGAAGUACGCACGCGAGUUCAAAGAAGCCAAGGUUAUCAAGAAGCGCCUAGAGCGUCGGCAGAAGGAAAAGGAUGACCAGGAUCUGGCGGACAACGGUGGCGACUUACAGCAAAUGAUCCUCGCGCGCCGCAAUCAGCGGGAGUCCAACUUCGGCUCCCUGAUGGAUCGCCUGGUGGAGAAGUACGGCAACGAGGACGACUCCGAUACCGUCGACUUCAGCGCCUUCGAGAAGAAGAAAAAGAAGUCCAAGAAGCCCGCCAAGCAGGAGCCGAAACUGAAGCUUAAUGGAGUCAAGACUGGCCGGGUGGAAAAGUCCCAGAAAUAGGCACAACCAACUUACUAUUAUACUCUCUAUUAUUAAUAUUUAAUCUAAAUGAUAUAUUUUAUAUUAGUCUUAGUUACUCAUAUGUAUUUAUCCAUGUACGUAUAUUUAAAUUUCUGUAAAAUGCAUAUUAUGGUGGGUUGAAAAGCACACAGAUCAUCAGCAGAAUAUGCUAUUCUUUCUUCCCAAUUAUCCCAAAAAAUUCCAAGUGCACAAUUUUAACAUCUGCAGUCCCUUGGUUCGCAAGCAAAUCAAAUCAAAUAAAAAGAUACUGAUGUUA
This is a messenger RNA of Drosophila rhopaloa, 1312 nucleotides long. RefSeq names its product J domain-containing protein CG6693. Bases 139 to 1035 code for a protein of 298 amino acids. The record is from RefSeq and is a predicted model, not a curated record. NCBI's taxonomy places the organism in Eukaryota, Metazoa, Arthropoda, Insecta, Diptera, Drosophilidae. Gene Ontology annotation, cellular component: cytoplasm; nucleus. Gene Ontology annotation, molecular function: heat shock protein binding. The transcript has a single exon.